This is a messenger RNA of Vicia villosa (hairy vetch), 2021 nucleotides long. Its product is annotated as DNA polymerase lambda-like. Bases 91 to 1716 code for a protein of 541 amino acids. Gene Ontology annotation, cellular component: nucleus. The transcript is spliced from 14 exons. Lineage: Eukaryota; Viridiplantae; Streptophyta; Magnoliopsida; Fabales; Fabaceae. The record is from RefSeq and is a predicted model, not a curated record. Gene Ontology annotation, molecular function: DNA-directed DNA polymerase activity; DNA binding. Gene Ontology annotation, biological process: double-strand break repair via nonhomologous end joining.
GUCACAUCGUAGUUACAUUACAUUACAUCCUUGGCGUCUGUUAGAAGCAGCAGCGUUGAAUGAGUGAAUGAAAAAAGAGAGCUCAUUGAAAUGGCGGCAAAGACAAAAGCUGCAACGAAACAACAAUGUGAUCCUCACGGAAUGUUUGAAGGAAUGAUUGUCUUCUUUGUAGCCAAAGGAGUUCAAUCUCGGAGAUUACAGAUUUGGAAGCAGAGGAUGAUGCAAAUGGGGGCUGUGAUAGAAGAGCGCUUCUCAAAACGUGUUACUCAUCUUUUCGCCGUCGACUCACAAACCCUUCUACAUGAACUCGAUAGCCACCGCUUGUUACGUUUUAAAGGGAGAGUUCUCCAAUAUCAAUGGCUGGAGGAAAGUUUGAAGUUAGGGGAGAAAUUAUCUGAGGAUCUGUAUGUACUGAAUUUGGAUCCUCAAGGGGAAGGUAUCAAUGAACAUGACAAGUCUUUGGAUUCCAAGUCAACUGAUCAGAGCAUUUCUAGCGAACCUCAACAAUUACAAAAUAAGAAGAGCAAAGCAUCUUCUGAGGAUAUCGAAAUUGUAAACCUUUAUAGUAACGGGGAUAAAAAAGAAAAUGCACCACUUUCAUCAACAAGCACGACAAACAGUCACGGUGAAAAUGAGAGUUUAAAUAACGCUGAGAGAAGAUCACAACACCUUGAUGCUGAAAAUGAAAAUGAGGCAUCGUCCUUGCCGUACUGUCCACCUGAUCUAAACAAGAACAUCACAGAGAUAUUUGGGAAACUUGUGAAUAUAUAUAGAGCAUUGGGGGAGGACCGGAGAUCGUUUAGCUAUUACAAAGCUAUUUCGGUGAUUGAGAAGUUGUCAUUUAAAAUUGAAAGUGCAGAUCAGAUAAAAAACCUCCCGUCAAUUGGAAAAUCAAUGAAGGAACAUAUUCAGGAGAUAAUCACUUCUGGGAAGUUAUCGAAAUUGGAACACUUUGAAACGGAUGAAAAGGUGCAAACAAUAUCUUUAUUUGGAGAAGUUUGGGGUGUAGGCCCAGCCACAGCUCUGAAAUUGUAUGACAAAGGGCACCGUACAUUAGAUGAUCUUAGGAAUGAUGAUUCACUUACAAAUGCACAGAAGUUAGGAUUGAAAUACUUUGAUGAUAUCAGGCAACGGAUUCCACGCCAUGAGGUUCAAGAGAUGGAACACAUUUUGCAGAAAGUUGGGGAGGAUAUUUUACCUGGGGCUAUCAUUAUUUGUGGAGGAUCAUAUCGACGCGGGAAAGCUACCUGUGGGGACAUUGAUAUCAUUAUAACACAUCCUGAUGGAACAAGUCACAAAGGAUUUUUGCCCAAGUUUGUCAAGCGUUUAAAGGAUAUGAAUUUCCUGAGGGAGGAUUUAAUUUUCAGUACUCACAGUGAAAAGGGCGAUGAUUCUGGUGUUGACACAUACUUUGGUUUUUGCACUUAUCCUGGACGGGAGUUGCGGCAUCGUAUUGAUUUAAAGGUAUACCCAAGAGACAUAUAUGCUUUCGGACUUGUAGCUUGGACCGGAAAUGAUGUAUUAAAUAGGAGGUUGAGGCUGCAAGCAGAAUCUAAAGGAUUCAGGCUUGAUGAUACAGGGUUGUUUCCUGCUAUUCAGGGUUCUGGUGGCAAACGGGGCACAAAAGGUACUGCAAAUAUGAAAUUGUAUACAGAAAGGGAGGUGUUUGAUUUCCUGGGUUUUCCUUGGCUUGAACCAAAUGAAAGAAAUCUCUAAAUACCGGAAUAGUUUGGUUAGUCUUCUAGAAGUAUGAGAUACAACAACGUCUUGCGAUACUGGGAAGUGGUCUCUAGCUUGAUUUUGAUGGGCUCCAAAAUCCAAUGCUUUGUAAAUAUAUAUGUAGGAAGGAUACCAGAUUACAAUUCUGGCGUCAUCUUCAAGAGAUCGUGUACACGAAAUUAGAUAAAUGGAUCGAAUGUUGUUUUUGUUUAAAAUGUAUAAAGUUAAACAUUAUGACUACACUUUUAAACAAAGUGAGAUUGGAUCAAAAUGGAGAAUAAACGUUAAAAUUAUGCUGAUCC